GCCCGGCCCCUUCGGCGAGGAGUUUGGAGCCGCCCCGCUGCGGAGUCCACGCCAGCAGAGCGUGAGCCACGCGAGUGCCAGAGCCCGGGUGCUGCGGCCAUCUCUGCUUUACAUCUGGGUUGGACCCCGGCAUCGAGGUCUCCUUCCUGCACUUUGGAAACUGAAGGGACUGCGACGUAAACCGUGUUCUCUGAAGUAAAAUGACUUGUCAAAAACUUUGUUUGGCUUUGUUACAUUGGGAAUUUAUAUAUGUGAUAACGGCGUUUAACUUGGCAUAUCCCAUUAAUCCUUGGGGAUUUAAGUUGUUUUGCAUACCACCAAAUACAACCUAUGACUUUCUCCUGUCUGCUGGAAUCUCAAAGAACGCUUCAAUUUUGAAUGGAUAUUAUGAGACACUUUCUGAAGCUAAAUUUAAUUCAAGUGGUACAUACUAUUCUAACUUAACAUCCAAAACAACUUUCCAGUGUUGUGUUUGGAAUGGGGAAGAUAAGCACUGCUCUGGACAUGCAGAUGACAUUGAAAGGAAGGCAUUGGUUUCAACAGUAAAUCCUUUAGUUUUUCAACAAAUAGGUGCAAACUGGAACAUACAGUGCUGGAUGAAAGAGGACUUGAAAUUAUUCAUCUGUUAUAUAGAGCCAUUAUUUAAGAAUCCUUUCAAGAAUUACGAGCUUAAGGUCCAUCUUUUAUAUGCCCUGCCAGAAGUGUUGGAAGAAUCACCGGCGGUCCCCCCGAAAGGCAGUUUUCAGCUUGUGCGGUGCAACUGCAGUGUUCCUGAGUGUUGUGAAUGCCCCGUGUCUGUGCCAGCGGCCAGACUCAACUGCACGCUCUUUAUGUAUUUAAAAAUCACAUCCGCUGGAGUGGUAUUUCAGUCACCUCUAAUGUCGGUUCAACCCAUAACUAUCAUGAAGCCGGAUCCACCAUUAGGUUUGCAUAUGGAAAUCACAGACAGUGGUAAUUUAAAGAUUUCUUGGCUCAGUUCAACACUGGUACCAUUUCAACGUCAAUAUCAAGUGAAAUAUUCAGAGAAUUCUACAAGUGUGAGAGAAGCUGAUGAGAUUGUCUCAGCCACAUCUCUGCUAGUAGACAGUGUGCUUCCUGGGUCUUCGUAUGAGGUUCACGUGAGGGGCAAGAGACUGGAUGGCCCUGGAAUCUGGAGUGACUGGAGCUCCCCUCUCAUUUUUACCACACAAGAUGUCAUAUACUUUCCCCCUAAAAUUCUGACAAGUGUUGGCUCUAAUGUUUCUUUUCACUGCAUCUACAAAAAUGAAAACAAGAUUGUUCCCUCAGAAAAGAUUGUUUGGUGGAUGAAUUUAGCUGAGAAAAUUCCGGAAAGCCAGUAUAAUGUUGUGGGGGACCGCGUCAGCAAAGUCAGCCUUCCCAACCUGAACGCAACCAGGCCUCGGGGGAAGUUCACCUACGAUGCAGUGUACUGCUGCGAGGAGCACGAGUGCCACCACCGCUACGCAGAGCUGUAUGUGAUCGAUGUCAAUAUCAAUAUAUUGUGUGAGACUGAUGGGUACUUAACUAAAAUGACUUGCAGAUGGUCAACUAAUGCAAUCCAAUCACUCGUGGGGAGUACUUUGCAAUUGAGAUAUCACAGGAGCAGCCUUUAUUGUUCUGAUGUUCCAUCUAUUCAUCCCACAUCUGAACCCAAAGAUUGCCAUUUGCAGAGAGGUGGUUUUUAUGAAUGUGUGUUUCAGCCAAUCUUUCUGUUAUCCGGUUACACAAUGUGGUUAAGGAUCAGUCACUCGCUGGGUUCCCUUGAUUCGCCUCCGACAUGUGUCGUUCCUGAUUCUGUGGUGAAACCAUUGCCUCCAUCCAGUGUGAAAGCAGAAAUUACUUCAAAAAUUGGAUUAUUGAAAAUAUCUUGGAAAAAGCCAAUUUUUCCAGAGAAUAAUCUUCAGUUCCAGAUUCGCUAUGGUUUAAAUGGGAAAGAAGUACAAUGGAAGAUGCAUGAGGUAUCUGAUGCAAAAUCAAAAUCCGUCAGCCUCCCGGUGCCAGACCUGUGUGCUGUCUACGCCGCGCAGGUGCGCUGCAGGAGGCUGGAUGGACUGGGGUAUUGGAGUAAUUGGAGCACUCCGGCCUACACAGUUGUCAUGGAUAUAAAAGUUCCUAUCAGAGGACCUGAAUUUUGGAGAAUAAUUAAUGAAGACAUCACUAAAAAAGAGAGAAAUGUCACUUUACUUUGGAAACCCCUGAUGAAAAAUGACUCAUUGUGCAGUGUGAGAACAUAUGUGGUAAAACAUCACACUUCCCGCAGUGGAACAUGGUCAGAAGAUGUGGGCAAUCACACCAGAUUCACUUUCCAGUGGACAGAACAAACACACACUGUUACAGUUCUGGCUGUCAAUUCAGUUGGUGCCUCUUUUGCAAAUUUUAAUUUAACAUUCUCAUGGCCUAUGAGCAAAGUAAAUAUCGUGCAGUCACUCAGUGCUUAUCCUUUAAACAGCAGUUGUGUGAUUCUUUCUUGGAUGCUCUCACUUACUGAUUACAAGCUGAUGUAUUUUAUUCUUGAGUGGAAAAUUCUUAAUGAAGACAAUGAAAUUAAAUGGCGCAAGAUCCCUUCAUCUGUUAAGAGGUAUUAUAUCCAUGAUCAUUUUAUCCCUAUUGAGAAAUAUCAAUUCAGUCUUUACCCAAUAUUUAUGGAAGGAGUGGGGAAGCCAAAGAUAAUUAAUAGUUUUUUGCAAGAUGAUAUUGAAAAACACCAGACUGAUGCAGGUCUAUAUGUAAUUGUGCCAAUAAUUAUAUCCUCAUUAACCUUGCUGCUUGGAGCAUUGCUAAUAUUACAUCAAAGAAUGAAGAAGCUGUUUUGGGAUGAUGUUCCAAACCCCAAGAAUUGUUCCUGGGCACAAGGACUGAAUUUUCAAAAGCCAGAAACGUUUGAGCAUCUUUUUAUCAAGCACACAGAGUCGGUGACGUCUGGCCCUCUUCUUCUGGAGCCUGAAACCAUUUCGGAAGAUAUCAGGGUGGAUACGUCGUGGGAAAAUAAGGACGGGAAGGCACCGGCAACUAUGGUUCCUCUGCUUUUGACAACUCCGGACCCUGAAAAGGCCUCUGUGGGUCUGAGUGACCAGCGCGGCAGGGCCGGCGACUCUGGGGGGAGCCCCGAGGCGGCCCGGGGGGGCCAGGGCGAGGGCAGGGCGCAGGCCCCCGUCCGAUACGCCUCCCUGCUCUGCGACGCGAAGCCGGGCGCAGCCGAGGCGCCAGGGCCCCUGCACAGCCCGGGCCGGAGCCCUCCGCCCCAGGGCCCCUUCCCUGAGAGCUCCUGGGGGGCAGAGACACAGGCACUUUUCAUGUUACCAGAUCAGCAUCCCGGUAUCAUUCCACCACACCUUACAUUCUCAGAAGAAUUGGAUACACUUCUGAACCUCGAGGGAAAUUUCUCUGAAGAAACUAAUGAUGAAAAAUCCAUCUACUAUUUAGGGGUCACAUCGAUGAAAAAGGAGAGUAGUGUGUUUCUGACUGACGAGCCAAGGGUGCUGUGUCCAUACCCAGCCCACUGUUUAUUCACUGACAUCCGAAUCCUCCAGGACAGUUGCUCACACCUUGUAGAAAAUAAUUUCAACUUAGGAUCUUCUGGCCAGAAGGCUUUUGUGUCCUACAUGCCUCAGUUUCAGACUUGUUCCACCCAGACUCAGAAGAUAACAGAAAACAAGAUGUGCGACCUAACUGUCUAAUUUCAAUCAAGAAACAGCUCAAGUUAUGUUACAGUGAAACCUAAAACGUGUAAUAUAUUCCCCUAUAGUCGUGGAUAUGGGAGAGGAAAGAAAACUGUCGGAGUCAAAUUUGAAAGGGAUUGUUUCAGAACGAAUGGUACCUGUCUGUCCUCGCUCAGCCAUACAGACGAGUAACGGGAGAGGGCCUUCGGGAGCCCGGCAGCCUCCAGUGGCCUGUUUCUAGCUGAAAAUAAACCCAACGAAUAUCUUCCGUGAACAUUAGACCUGUGUAGAAAGAGCUAAGCCUCUGGAUCAUACCUACAUCUGAAAGAAGACUUCACACUAACGCUUGUGAGACGUGCCUGUUGUUUCAGGGAUGUGGUAGUUCUGCCGUGAGGCGUCUUUGUUUUACCCUAAUUUAUAUGCAUGCGUGUACAAACACACCUAAUAGGCGUCAUUGUGCAUUUUUGAAAUGUGUGAUGUGUCUGAAUUUUGUGCCACUAGGCUGUGUGGUUUAAGGACUUUUCGAUUUAACCAGCCUGCCUUGAGCACUUCCUCUGUGUUAAGCACUCCACUAAGUGUUGCAGAGAAACAGAGGCCUUAGCCCUGGCCUCGGGGACACGCGGGUGAAGCCUGACAGGUCAGCCGGUGUUAUGUAUAAAACCUAAGAUGUGUACCGUAGAAGGAAACCAACUUACUAUAAUGGCAAUACCCACACCAGUAUUUUGAGAACAACACAAGCACUUUUGAAACAUGCCUGUCUUCACUUUUCUCUGUUCGGUGUUGAAACGCUCACUUUCUGCUUCCGUUAGGUCGCUCGAUGUUGCUGAACGUCACUCUGGAUCCUUGUCUUCCCCUUUCCCACUUGCAUGUACGCUAUUUUUUUCUCCCUUCCUGAACAUUCUCUCUCUGUAACCAACCACUGUGCUAACCCUUUCCAUACUUUAACUCGAUUAAUUAUUAAAAUAAUUAUAUGAGACAUGUACUAUUACACUCCUUUCAAUUUUUUAAAAAUGUUUUUUUUGAUUU
Miniopterus natalensis is the source of this 4685-nucleotide messenger RNA. RefSeq names its product leptin receptor (gene LEPR). Gene Ontology annotation, biological process: cytokine-mediated signaling pathway. Gene Ontology annotation, molecular function: protein binding; cytokine receptor activity. Lineage: Eukaryota; Metazoa; Chordata; Mammalia; Chiroptera; Miniopteridae. The record is from RefSeq and is a predicted model, not a curated record. Gene Ontology annotation, cellular component: membrane; external side of plasma membrane.